CGCCCGGCCCCGCCCGCCUCAGCUGACAGCGCCAAAUGGCGGCGGCGUCGGCGUCUCGGGGGCGGCUCGGCGCCCGCCUCAGCUGACAGCGCCAAGAUGGCGGCGCUGCGGGAAAGGGACUUCGCCGCCCUGCAGAGCCUGCUGAAGGCGCCGUCGAAGGACGCCGUGCGGCAGCUGUGCCGGCAGUGUUUCUCCAGCCCGCCUGCCGGCCUCGGCCCGCUGGCGCAGCGCGCCUGCCUCGACCUCGCCGCCGGCCCCGAGGAAGCGGAGCAGCUGGUAUCCGCUUUGCACAGCCUCACCAGGCACGUCGUGUACCAUGGCUUGACGAGGGCAGAAGAUAUCCUCUCUCUUUUUCCAGAAAACUUCCACCAAAAUCUGAAAAACCUUUUGACUAAGAUAAUCUUGGAGAAUAUCUCUGCUUGGAGGAAUGAAGCACAAGCAAGUCAGAUCUCCCUGCCUCGGCUGGUCGACAUGGACUGGAGGGUGGACAUCAAGACAUCUUCAGACAGCAUCAGCAGAAUGGCAGUCCCUACUUGCCUGCUCCAGUUAAAGAUUCAGGAAGAUGUUGCCUUAUGUGGAAAUAGUCCUGUUGUUUCUGCACUGACUGUGGAACUGAGCAAAGAAACCCUGGACACUAUGCUAGAAGGUCUAGGAAGGAUUCGGGACCAACUUUCUGCCGUUGCAAACAAAUGAAUAUGCCAGGGCAUGGAUUCCAGCAGCAAGGAAGGGAAGUAUUCUCUACCUACAGCUUUCAUAAGUUGCAGCCUAGUGUAACAUGUUUUCUGUUUUAACAAAACAAAAUUAAAGAGAUUUCUUUACUGAGUUAGUAAGAUAGCUUUUGAAAAGCUGACACUUAAACAUUCCUUUGGUCUGAUACCAAAAAGUGUUUUCCUAGUAUGUUGUUGAAUAAAAGCUGGUCUCUAUUUCAGAAAAGCACUUGAGGGCUCAGAGCUUGGCUUAAUCACAAGGGUCAUAACUGGAAAUAGCAAAUAGCUGCAGCCAAUGAAGCAAGUACUAUCUCUGCCCUGAAAUUAGGAUCUAAAAGGCUCAAGCUGGUUAAUGGGCUGCCUUCCAGCAUUAGCAGACAAGGAGGGUGCUUCUCUCUGGAAUGUGCAUGUACUGAGGUGCAUGCUGGAUGUAGCACUGUCUCCCUGUCAAUGAAGCACAGCCAUGCUGCAGAUUGUUAUUACAGGAUAAUGCUUUGAAAUAGGGCAAUUAUGCUACAACACAUUCCCUUCUGAUCAGCUUCAUAGCACCAUUUACAAAAUGACUAGCCUGAACAUCUUUAGCAGCAAGUAAUUUCCUCCUCCUCUUUGAAAAAAGGAGUUCAGAUAAUUCAUGUUUGGGUUUAUUGUACUCUGGGCUUUGCCUUCACUGCACAGAAACCCGGCCGGGACAGUAAAGAAUUGAUGGCCAUUGUCUGUACUGUAGAAAACCCUUCUGUGGCAAUAUGUGCCUAUACUUCCCCAAAGUGUUCUGUUGUUUGUAUAAAUCUUCAUUUAGUUAAAAAGCAAACUGCUAAUUGAUUUUGUGAAUCCUUUUAAGGAUGUUGUCCUGGGUUACCUCAGCCUUUGUGAUGGUGCCUAGUUUCUAGGCUGGUUUAAUGGAUGUUCAUGUUUGUUGCUGAAAAGGAAUCUUUUGUUUCCUGUUCAAAUGGAUUCAUCUUUUAAACUGUCUUCUCUUCAUUAUAAUAUGGUUUCAGGGCACCGUUUUCCACAGCCACCGGCUCUGUACAGUAUCGCAGAUGAUGACCCUGACCUAAAACUUUGUAAAUAUAUGUGCAUUGAAAGUGUGGAAGAGUAAGUGCAGAAAAUGAACAAAAUUCAGACUUUCCUUUCUGAUGAGCUUCUAUAAUGCUCCAAACUGGAAGACUGGAUCCAAAUGCUUUGUUUAUGGUGAAGUCCCACCUUUCAUAAAACAUUUAGCUCUCCUUCAAGACACAAAACAUUGCCUCUUGUGUUUGGAAACGUGCAAUCAUUCAAGAUGUAUGCAUAAACUACAGAGCUUUGUUAAUUAAUUUUGUAUGUCCCCACAGAGUGCAGGCUAGAGUAUAAGUGUAAAUGAAGCUUGUGCCUUUAAAAGAUACUGGUGUAAUACACCUUAUGCAUCAAGAUGAGAUGUACGACAAGUCACUUGUUCAGGUCUACUUUGAGUAAAGAUUGUAACAUUUAGUACAGUAUCAAGGUAAACUGGUAAAUUUCAUAUAUAAUAGGAAAAUCUGAAAGGAGAAGGUGGAUAUUCAAGAAUCUGUUCCAUAAGAUUCAGGCUGUGAAAAACCUCUGUAAUAGACUUCUUCAGUUUGAGGAAGUUUUGUUGCCUUUAGAGCAUAGCCUUAAAAAAAAAUCUCAAAUAGUUUAUAUUGUACUGUUUACUUUAGAAAGUAAGAAUCAUUGAGGAGGUAAGUAAUGCAUAAUGAAGUACUCGUAGCGUUAGAGGAGCGGAGGAAGUCAAUACACGGAGGGAAUCCUUGAGGUAAAUACUGAAGUUAUAGUCAAAAUGUUGUAGGGCCUAAUGAAAUGAAGAAUUGAUAGUUGCAUAGAGUUCUCAUACAAAACCAUUAUACAACUAUAGAAUAGUUGUAAAGAAAAGAAAGACUUAAAACUGAAAAGGCUUUUCCAGUGUCAGAGUGGCACUAUCUGCAGGUAGCUAAAAGUUGCUCAUGGAGACUUUAAUGAAGGGGGCUGUCCACUACAUCAGGGGCAUGACAAAUAUCUGAUGACUUCAAGGGGUACAUCUCAAGUCAUUCUGCAAGAAGAUGCUGGUAUCUUCUAGCCCAAUAUUUAGGAGGCUAUGAGAGCUUGCCUUCAAAUCUUUGUCUAAAAUGUUAGGUAUUUUCUUGUUUGCUCUUACCACGUUUGCCAGAAGAGCUGAGACUGCUCAGAAAAAGCUAUAUAAAAGAAGAGAGGCUGAGUAGGAGUGUCAUUACCUGACCAGCAAGAGUGCUUCACAUUGAAGUCCUACCUAUGGAGACUCUUACACAGAGGGAGAAGAAUAUGCCUGCUAUUGCAGUCAAUAUGUGAUCUUUUUCAUAAAAUGACUGCUGUCUUAAAAUCAGUUAGAUUUUUAUCCUCCCUCCACAAAUUGCUGCUAUUUGGUAGGCUAGCCUAAACGUAUUCAGCGCUGCUUUAUUAUCAGCUCGCUCCUGUGCCAACACUGUCCUCUUUAGCUUACUUCUCUCCUACCUUUCCAUUUUCCCUCAUACUUAUGAAGCAGUGAAAUUCCCUUCCACUUUUGAUGACUAAGCCUAGUAAGCUCUAUAUUCUGUGCCUUUGAGCAUCAUAGUGGCCAUUCUUCACUUACAGUUUGCAUCUCCCUUGAAUGGGGUCACCACAGUUGUUCAUUUCUGGAAAAGAAUAGUCCGAGGACAUUAAUAAAGAAUAGAGCUGUCACAGUAUGCGAAUCACCUGAAUGAACUCCUCCUCCCAGGAAACCACAAGCCUUCAUUGUGAAGUGGAGCUCAAAAACUCCAUCUUCAUUCCAGUAUUUGAGGAACAGAGAAACCAUCUCCUACAUGUACACUGUUUAUCAAGUGGUAACUCAAUUAUGCUAAGCAAAACAGUGAUAAAUUUAUUUGUAAAACACAAGUAUGCAAGUUAAAUUCAAAUUGCAGUUUCACAAUUCAGACAUUGUGUUGGAUCUAACUGUGUCAAGGUGUUGAAAAAGCAUUUGAAACAUUAAAUCCUACUUUGUAUUAUUGAAAACAAAAUUUUGCUUCCUCUUACUGCAAGAAAAUAUGUACUUUAGGGUGUUCAGGCUAAAAGUUGUAUAGAUGUUGUGAGUGAGAGCAAGAAGAACUUAGGAAGAAAAGGCCUUUAUGAUUCUUAGCUUCCACUUCAAUUAAUGAUCUUUAACUGUUAGUUUAAAACAGUAGAAGACUUUACAAGACUCAUGAUGGAUUGGUAAAGGUAUAAUAGUUACGCUAUGUUUAAGUGUGGGGUUUAAUGUGUGUUCAGGCUCUUGUAAACCUAUCGUCUAUACAGAGUUUUUGCUUUGUUUAUAACUGAGGUGUUUUAUUAUUUCACUUCAAACAAGUUAUUUCAUUACUAGUAAUCUGGUUUAGAAUUGUUUUGACCUAAGUAAAAAAUGUUAGUUUCAA
Harpia harpyja (harpy eagle) is the source of this 4096-nucleotide messenger RNA. RefSeq names its product COMM domain containing 9 (gene COMMD9). The transcript has 6 exons. The record is from RefSeq and is a predicted model, not a curated record. Bases 97 to 693 code for a protein of 198 amino acids. NCBI's taxonomy places the organism in Eukaryota, Metazoa, Chordata, Aves, Accipitriformes, Accipitridae.